Molecule: messenger RNA, 4300 nt
Organism: Thecamonas trahens ATCC 50062
Lineage: Eukaryota; Apusomonadida; Apusomonadidae
Exons: 3
Biological process (GO): transcription-dependent tethering of RNA polymerase II gene DNA at nuclear periphery; RNA export from nucleus; protein import into nucleus
Cellular component (GO): nuclear pore inner ring; nuclear pore
Molecular function (GO): structural constituent of nuclear pore
Source: RefSeq, a predicted model, not a curated record
CAUGUCGUCGCAGCUACGGCCACUGCCGCACACGCAAGUCGUGUCCCAGGUAGACAUGGAGGGCAUGAAAACCGCAAGCCUGAGAGUGACAGAUGCACAUGCAGAGGACGAGGAGAGGCCCACAUUCUCUGACCUCAAGCAGUCGUCGUCGCAGAAGCAGGACGACUCGGAGGCCGAGCCCAAGUUUGUGAUGGGCGAGCCCAUCCCGCUCCCUGCGGCGCUGCUGGAGCAGUACGACUACCUCGAGUACAAGUGCUUCAUGGGCGUGUUCCCGGAGAUCAACCGGGCGUGGAUUACCCGCGACAACCACAUCUUCCUCUGGAACUACAACGACGGGGCUGGUGCAGACUUUGUCUCGUACGACGACCUCGACCAGGUCAUCAUUUCGGCCGGGCUCUGCAGGCCGAAGGCUGGCGUCUUCCGCGACGAGAUCCAGUGGCUCUUGGUCCUGGCCACUCCUGUCGACAUUGUCAUUGUAGGCAUGUCGUUCGAGCACAACUCUAUCUUUGGUGAGCUGACUCUAGUCCCGACUCCGCUCACCAUCCCGUCCGACAAUGUGAACAUCACCCACAUCCGCGGCACCGUCGACGGUCGCAUCUUCCUCACCGGCCGUGACGGCAACCUGUACGAGCUCGAGUACCAGGAGCAGGACGGCUGGUUUACCCGCAAGUGCCGCAAGCUCAACCACUCGCAGUCGCCGCUCGCGCCGUACGUCCCCUCGUUCCUCCGCCUGUGGAAGACCCUGCCCAUUGUCGACAUCACCAUCGACCACUCGCGCAACAUCCUGUACACCCUCUCGGCGGCGCUGCCUGACGAGCCGGCAAGCUCCGCCGGCGCCUCGCGCCGUUCGUCGUCGACGCCGCCGGUCAUCACCGUGUGGGACCUCGGCGAGCUCGGCAACGAGCUUGUUCGCAACCUGCACUCGGUCAUUGGCGUCGAAGAUGCCAUCGUCUCCAUCCACGCCAUUCCGGUCACCGAGUUUACCGACGUCCACCUGGUCGCCGUCACCCGCAAGGGCAUCCGAAUCUACCUCUCCACCUUUGUCUUUCGCGGCAACCGGCCGGUCCCGUCGGCGCGCCCGCAGACGCUGCAAGUCGUCCAGGUCCGGUCGGCCCCGUCAGCCCCUGUGCCUGCACCCCGCCCUGGCGCCGACAUGUACCGCGGCCAAUACUCGUCGUUUGCUUCUCACAACCAGUCUGGCUUCAACCACCACGACUACAGCGCAGGACCGUCGGCGAACCGUCAGACCGUGGUCCACACCGCGUACCACUCGCACGGUGUGUUUGUCACAGCCUCCUCAGUCGACGCCCACAAGGACCGCGUCGUGUGCGUCGGCGACGCGUGGCGUAAGCUCGCGGUGCAGUCGUACAACGGCAAGUUUGCCAACUCAGGCCAGACCUCUGCGCUGGAGUUUCAAGGUCGGACGUGGGACGUUGCCGAGGUUCCGAUGUCCAUCUUGAUCCAGCGUGACCAAAUCUCGGAGCUCGCGCCAUCGUACGCGUAUCUCACUCGUGACGCGUCCAAGUCGCUGGCGGCGACCGCGAGCUCGGGGGCGGCGACAACCAAUGCCAACGCCCGCAAGCGGCGGCAGGAGGCCGGCGCUUCGCUCUCUGUGGCUCAAAACCGCACGUCUGCAGGCAUGGCGGCGGCGGCGGCCUCGGCUGCCGUCCGCCACCCGGCCGCCAGCGGAGCCGGUGCGAGUUCAUCAGCGACGGGCGUUGGAUUGGCGGACGCCGCAGGCUCGUCGGGCUCGUCGUCGCUCAACUCGCUCUUCUGGUCGCUGUUUGGCAAGACAGCGUCGACGAGCGCGACGUACGUCCCGCUCCGGUCGCGGCCCAACGAGCUGGCGACGCAGCACAUUCUGCCGGCGCGCAAGUUUGUGCUCCUCACCAACCAGGGCCUCAACGUGGUGAUCAAGCUCCGCCCAGUCGACCUGCUCAAGAACCUGCUUGACGCCACGCGCGGCGAUCUCGACAACCCCUACGUGGUCAACUUUUCCAACCAUUACGGCGCGACCGAGAUGGUUGCCAUGUGCCUCAUUCUCGCCACUUCGAGCAUCUCGUCGGCGGCGCCGGCGUCGUCGCUUGCCCUCCGUGCUGCGGCACCGUACCUGGACAUGGGCUCGCCCACUCGCGGGCGGACGUCUCUCGCCCGCGGCUCGCUCUCGGCGAGCGCGCCCGACAGCAACAUUGUCCGCUACGCCACGUCGGCAAUCUUCAAGUUUGGCCGCACUUCGCUGGCGCCCGACACCGGGACUAGCGGGCACGAGGCCACCAGCUCGAUCCUUGGCGGCGCCGCCGCUGCCCGCACCGUCCAGUUCUCGAGCGUCCACGAUGGACUCUACCGCUACUUUUCGCGGCUGGUCAAGCCUGUCUGGGCCCUUCCGCUCACGUACCGGACGUCGACCAACUCGACGGCGCAGUCGCUUCAGCUCGAGGCCCCGCAGUACGCCGAGCUUGAGCGGCAGCUCUCGACACUGCGCGCCUUUAUCGCUGACGAGCCGCGAUUCCUCGAUGUGUCGGCAGCCGUCGAGAGUGACGAGCCAGCGUCGCUAGUCCGCUUCCAGCAGCUCCUCAACCGCACCAUCGAGGCCGCAGCCUUCCUGCAAGUCCUUCUCCGCUACAACCUGCCCGCGCUCACGGUCGCCAUUCCGUCGGAGCUCUCGAACCGGCUCCGCCAGCAGACCUUUGCCUCGCUCGUUGCAACGUCGGAGGGCAACGUCGUGGCGCGUGGCCUCGUCACCGAGCUCAUGCGCAUGGUGGCCGGCGACGAGACUACCGACGAAAUCUCGCAGGUCAUGCACCGCCGGUGCCCCUCGUUCUUCUCCUACGGCGACAUGCUCCGCUACAAGGGCUUUGAGCUGCUGUACAAGAGUGAGCAGGCCAACUCGGCGCGCGAGCGGACCGAGCUCCUCGACACCGCACUGCGGCACUUUGUCAAGGCGGCGGCAACCAUCGAGGAUCUCGACUCGGUCACCGACCGCUUUCGCUUCCUCCGGUUCUACACGGGGGUGCUCGACCUUGCGCUUGCCCGUGCCCAGGCCGUCGACCCACACGACCAGGCGCUGCAGUACGUGCUCGGCGGCGUCAACGUUCAGGUUGAGCAGGCGGUCAAAGACGCUUUUGACGCCCGCUUUGCCGCCUACAACGCCGUUCUCAACACCCUCGACGAGCUCCUCCGCCCGGCGGCUCGCGCCAACCCGACGCUCGGCCUCGCGCCGCGCCCGCCGAUCGACCCGGCCGACCUUGACCGCGCCCGCGCCCACUUUGUGCAACGGGCCGUCGCCUCGCACGACGAGCUCUUCCACAUCACGCUCUACCGCUGGUACAUCGACCAGGGCCUUGUCAACGAGCUCCUCUCGCUCAGCUCUCCGUACCUCGAGAGCUUCCUCGUCCGCUACCCGGAGCACGUCGACAUGCUGUGGAACUACUACAUCCGCAACUCCAAGUUCCGCCAGGCCGCCAUCAUCCUCGCUCGCCUUGCCGAGGCCGUCGAUCCGCCGGUUGCGCUCCAGACCCGCAUCCAGUACCUCGUCCGCGCCAUCAAGUGCGCUUCGGCCGAAGCCACGGACUUUACUGACGGUGAGUUCCUCCACGAGCUCGAGGAAAAGCUCGAGGUUGCCCAGCUCCAGUCGCAGGUCCUCGCCGAGCUCGAAGCCAAGAACGUCGGCGCCGAGGUCGGGGCGCUCGCCUCGCGCCUCCUUGACAUCUCGACGCUGUACAACGAGUACGCCGACCUGUACAACCUGCAUUGGUCCUCGCUCGCUAUCAUGCACACCGCCUCCGGCCUCGACGACUCGGAGCGGAGCCAGCGGGUCAAGGCCAUCUGGGCCGCCAUCGUUGACCAGGCGCUGCCUGCAUCCAGCACCGCCGACCGUGCCGAAGAGCUCGCCCGCCUCCUUGUCUCGGCCGGCCGCAAGUACUACCCGCAGUCGUCGGUCUUCCGCAUUGACGACCUCACCGCUCUCCUCGAGGCCCGCUCGCUCGAGGUCGGCGUUCCCAACCGCCUCUGGGUUGUCGACGCCCUCAUCGCCGUUGGCGUCCCGGUCGAGACCCUCUUUGCCAUCUACGACCACCACUUUUCCGCCCGCUCGCCGCCCUGGCAGACCCGCGACGGCGAGCUCCAUCUCGUCCACAUCCUCGUUGGCAUCUUCCACCGCGGCCUCGAUGCCACCGCACACCGCGACGACAUCGAAAAGUACAAGGCCGCCGUCGGCGCCUAUGGCGAGGACUCGAUCGAAGUCGUCCAGCUCCGUCACCAGCUCGACCAGCUGUGCUCCUCAUAAAGUGAACCUCCUCUG